UCUCGUUUAGUGAGCGGGAAUCCGGGUGCUGCAUGGCACCAGAAGUGAGACGCGUUCCUAGGAGGUUUCAUGUUGAAGACUCAGCUGUUCCUACAUUCAAUGAUGAUGUAGUUCGUGGAGACUCUGAACAUCGGAUCGGAGCAGUGAUAAUUACUUGCUGAAUGGGUGUUGCGUGGCACACGCGCGCAAUGCGUGUGUCUGCCGCUCAUGCACGCAUGCACACGCACACAACUUACACGCAGUAUGAAACUACGCACAAGGCAUAGUUGUAAUGUAAUCAAGGUUCCGAAGGAUUAUUAAUGAAUGAUUAAAACAGUCUCUUGUGGUUUCGGUUUACAGUUGCGUGAGAAUAUGGUGACGGACGCGCUGACAGUAGACCUCCUUCUGCCAUCAGCUUUUGUCAUUUCGUGAAGAGGAUUUUGCUUAAAGCAACUUCUGGAAUGCCCCUCUUUAAUCUGUCAGCAGUGGUAACAGCUUUGCCAUGAGUGCGGCCAUUCCCCGGUUUCCUAAUAAAAAUAUUUUUGAUCCGAAGGUGAAGAAGAAUUGUUACGAAGACAAAGAGAGUGGCGCAGCACCUCAAGAGGUGGAGGGGGUUCGUCCAAUAGUACACAGUCACUCAGGUGCAGAACGCAAGAGCGAGUGCAGUUGAUUCCUAGAUUUGGCGCUGAAAUGGCCGGUGUACGUGAGUGCGACUUCCAAAACGAUGUGAAUACCAGGUUACUAGCCAUGGCCAGGAGGACAGGCUAUAGCUUUAUGCAGACUAAUGGGCAGAGAAAAUACGGACCUCCGCCCCAUUGGAAAGGGCCACCGCCACCUAAAGGCAGUGAAGUGUUCGUAGGAAGAUUGCCGAGAGAUAUAUACGAAGAUGAAUUGGUUCCAAUUUUCGAAAAGGUUGGGACCAUCUAUGAAGUACGCCUAAUGAUGGAUUUUUCAGGGUCUAAUCGAGGGUUUGCAUUUAUUCAGUUCACAACCCCCCGUGAAGCCGAUAGAGCCAUUAGAGAACUCGACAACUAUGAAGUGAGACCAAGGCGAUACAUUGGCGUUGUGAAAUCGGUUGACAACUGCCGAUUGUUUGUUGGUGGCUUACCGAAAAAUAAAAGUAAGCAGGAAAUCGCAGACGAACUAAGUAAGCACGUCGAAGGAAUCACGGAUGUGAUAUUGUACAGUAGUGUUGUGGAUAAAACGAAGAACCGUGGGUUUGCUUUCGUGGAAUUUCAGAAUCACCGUGCAGCUGCCAUGGCGAGGAGGAAGCUGAUCCCAGGUCACUUGCAGUUAUGGAAUUAUGAAAUCCAGAUUGACUGGGCUAUACCCGAACAAGAUGUUGAUGAAGAAACCAUGUCCAAGGU
This is a messenger RNA of Cryptotermes secundus, 1346 nucleotides long. RefSeq names its product probable RNA-binding protein 46. NCBI's taxonomy places the organism in Eukaryota, Metazoa, Arthropoda, Insecta, Blattodea, Kalotermitidae. The record is from RefSeq and is a predicted model, not a curated record. Gene Ontology annotation, cellular component: nucleus. Gene Ontology annotation, molecular function: mRNA binding.